This is a messenger RNA of Telopea speciosissima, 1228 nucleotides long. RefSeq names its product MLO-like protein 4. Gene Ontology annotation, biological process: defense response. Bases 15 to 1106 code for a protein of 363 amino acids. Lineage: Eukaryota; Viridiplantae; Streptophyta; Magnoliopsida; Proteales; Proteaceae. The transcript is spliced from 10 exons. Gene Ontology annotation, cellular component: membrane. The record is from RefSeq and is a predicted model, not a curated record.
UUGGUUUUAUAGCAAUGAGGAACAAGGUGAUGAGACGGCAGACCACUUUUGUCUUUCAUUAUACAUCCCAUCCAUGGAGCAGGAGCAGGGUUCUCAUUUGGAUGCUUUGCUUUUUACGUCAGUUCAAGAGUUCUAUAGAGAAGUCCGAUUACAUGGCACUACGCUUGGGUUUCAUCACUAACCACAAUCUGCCACUUUCCUAUGAUUUUCAUAAAUACAUAGUCCGGAGCAUGGAGGAUGAGUUUCAUGGGAUAGUAGGUAUCAGCUGGCCUCUGUGGGGUUAUACUAUACUGUCCAUCUUCGUAAAUAUACACGGGCUUAAUAUAUACUUCUGGCUUUCCUUUAUCCCUGUUAUUCUGGUAAUGUUGGUGGGCACAAAACUCCAACAUGUGGUCUCCCUACUAGCUCUUGAAAUUUCUGAAUCAACGGGUCCUGCUGCCACAGUACAAGUGAAGCCACAUGAUGAUCUCUUUUGGUUUCAAAAACCUGAUAUUCUGUUAUGGUUGAUACACUUUAUCUCCUUUCAGAAUGCGUUUGAAAUGGCAACUUUUAUCUGGUCCUUGUGGGGGUUCAAGCAAAGGUCAUGCUUCAUGAAGAACCAUGUUAUGAUUGCCAUCCGCCUAGCCUCUGGGCUACUUGUUCAGUUUUGGUGUAGCUCUUAUACAGUUCCUCUAAAUGUGAUCGUCACUCAGAUGGGAUCCAAGUUUAAGAAAACCUUGAUUGCAGAGGGUGUUAGAGAGUCACUCCAUAGUUGGUGUAAAAGAGUGAAAGAGAGGUCUAAACAUUCACAUCCUGGGAUGACAUGUUCUCUUGAUGCAACAAUAGAGGAGAGGAAUGAAAUAAUUACAGUUGGUUCAGGCACUUUAUCUCGUUGCUCUUCCACAGCUUCAGUGAAUCAGGAGAUCACAGAAUGCACAGAAAAACAAGUGACGGUUGAGAUAUUUGAUGAUCCCCAAUGUGAUCAUUCCUCUUCAUCUGAAUCACCAAGUGAAAGAUUGUUCCGACUUCCUACUGACAGCCCAGAACAAAAUGCAGUGAAUGAAGACUCCAAAGCUAAAACUCUUCUUGAUUUAUUUCGAAGAACAAGAAGUAUUGGACCACAUUGAGUUGUUUCCAUUCCUUGGGUUAGAGGGAUAACUAUAUGGACAACAGCCACAUAGUUUAGAUGUAACAAUUUCAGACCUCAGUUCUAACAUAUCUUGUAAAUUUAGAUUUUCUAGCUGGAUAA